AUGCGCCUUACGACGCUGCUUCUUGCAGCUUCAUCCCUCGUCGGCGCAGUAUUCAUCGAUGAGGUUGGCGACAUUGAUUACCACCACGAACUCCUCGGCGUCCCCCAGGUCGAAACCACCCUCUUUCACAAGCCCCGGCGCGACGAUAAGGCUUCUCUGCUCUACACCCUCAGCGAUGUUGGCGUGCUUGGGGCCGUGAACCCCAGCAAUGGUGCAGUUGUUUGGCGCCAGUUCCUAACGGGAGAUACCACGUAUGGCGGUGGACACUUGCGGGCUGCUGAGGGCGAGGAUUGGGUUGUGUCAGCGUACGGCAACUCUGUGCACGCCUGGAAUGCCUUAUCGGGAAAGAACGCUUGGUGGAUCGACUUCGCCGGCGAGAUCCGGGAUCUUGAGGUGAUGGAGCUGACGGAGAACGGUCGCAAGGACGUUCUGGCGCUCUUCGAAGAGGAGGACGGUACUACGGUUUUGAGAAGACUCAAUGGCGGCGACGGCAGCGUGGUUUGGGAAUUCAAGGAUGCGAGCAAUACCAGCCCACUCCAAGUCUCGAACAACAUCGAGAAGAUCUUCGUGGUCAGCCUAUACGGUACCGACGGCAUGUGGGCUGUGCGGGUGUCGGUCCACGACACUCUCACUGGCAAGCGCAUCGACGACAUCAGCCUCGGUAGCAAGGGCGACGUUACAGACAAGAAGGAUGUCAUGUUUGUGGGUGCCAACUCGGCAUCUCCCAUUGUCGCCUGGCUCGACAGCGACCAUACGAAGCUGAAGGUCAAUGUUUUGGGCACAAAGUCAAAGCAGGAAUUUGCUUUGCCUUUCCCUAAGACGCUGGACGUUGCUGUCCAUGCCCCGCACCACCUCAACGCGGAGCCGCACUUCCUGGUCCACAGCAGAUCUGGUGACAGCCACAAGGGCGAGGUUUACCACGUCAAUAUCAAGAACAAUGCAGUCACCAAGCACCAUGAGCUGCCAGUCCUUCCGGGCCUGGGCGCUUUCUCGACUAGCUCGGAUGGCGCCAACGUCUGGUUCACUCGCAUUACGCAGGAGGAAAUUAUCCUGACGUCCUCGAGUUCCCAUGCCGUCCUUGGAAAGUGGGCAUUCACGGAAGGCUCGGAAAGCAUUACUGCUUUCCACGCGGUUUCGGAAGUCAUCAAGAAGGCUGCUGAUAACUUUGCUGUUCGCUGCGCCGCCGUUACCACCUUGGACGACUGGGUAUUGGUCCGCAACGGAGAACAGGCCUGGAUUCGUCCCGAAGGUCUCACUGGGGGUGUAGCUGCUGCGUUCGCUGAGAUCCCCGAGAGCGAGGAUCUAGCCAAGACCCUUGAGGCUGAGGCCCACGACAACGCUUUAUCCGCCUACAUCCACCGUGUUAAGCGUCACUUUGAUGACCUCGCUUACUUGCCGGACUACCUCGCCUCAAUUCCCCAACGCCUUGUUAGUAGCAUCACCGGAGCCGAGCUUUCCUCCAAGACUGAAGGCCUCGUACGUGACGCUUUCGGCUUCAACAAGAUUGCCGUCUUGGUCACCCGACGCGGCAAGCUUUUUGGUAUCGACAUUGGCAAGCACGGAAAAGUCAUUUGGAAGCUCCACGCUGCCCAGAUCCCUUCAUGGGAUGCUUGGGACGUCCAGGGAAUCUUUGUUGAGGAUGCAAAGUCUCAAGUUACUGUACGCGGCUACUUCGGAGAGUACGUGGUUGCCAAAACCGACACUGGAAAGAUGGUCGAUUCCAUGCCCCAAGGCUCUUGGGUCCAAACACAAUCUGCUGUCGUCGUCGAUAGCGCAUCUGGCCAGUGGCUUGCGCCUGUUGGCUACGGGGGCGCUAUUGGAGAUGUUCCUGCUGAAUGGGCGCCGACACAGACCGUUGUCGUCCGCGGCCUGAAGGGCGAACUCAAGGGCCUGACCUUCAUCAUCGAGGAUGGCACCGGAAAGGAGCAGGUUGCUUGGGAGUUUGCCCCCCCUACUGGCUACGAAAUUGUCAACGUGGCAACGCGGCGUACUCACGACCCUAUUGCUUCCAUUGGACGCGUUCUCGGUGACAGAAGGGUCAAGUAUAAGUACUUGAACCCCAACACCAUUGUUGCCUCUGCGUACAAUGCCGCUAAAUCGACUCUCAACGUCUACCUUAUUGACUCGGUUUCGGGCCUGGUUCUUCACACAGCGACUCAUGAGGGAGUGGAUGGCAGCAAGAACAUCGAGUGCACUCUGGCGGAGAACUGGUUCGUAUGCACGUUCUUUGGUGAGUACGCCCUCAAGGAUGAUGCUGGCCAGCCUCUUUCCGGCCAAUCUCUCAAGGGUAACCAAAUUGUUGUCUCCGAUCUGUACGAGAGCGACUACGCCGAUGACCGAGGGCCGCUGGGUGAUGCUGCGAACUUCUCUUCCACCCAGCCCGUCGAUACUCCCACUGGUGCCCCUCUCCCUUCGGUUAUCAGCCAAGCUUGGAUCCUCUCUGCUCCUCUGGCUGCUUUGGCCGUCACUCAGACUCGCCAGGGUAUCACCAGCCGUCACGUCCUCGGCUAUCUGCCUCAGUCCCAUGCUAUUGUCGGACUUCCGCGCCAGCUCCUCGAGCCGCGCCGACCUGUGGGACGUGACCCGACUCCCGCCGAAAUGGAGGCGGAAGGCUUGAUCAAGUACCACCCUGCCCUGGAGAUCGACCCCCGACAGAUCAUCACCCACCAGCGCGACGUCAUUGGCAUCAAGAAGAUCAUCACCUCGCCUACCAUUGUGGAGAGCACCAGCUUGGUCUUCGCGUACGGUGUCGAUGUGUUUGGCAGCCGUGUGGCCCCCAGCUUUACUUUCGAUAUCCUUGGCAGAGGCUUCAACAAGAUCAGCCUGAUUUCGACCGUCCUUGCACUCACUGUCGGUGUUGCGGUGCUAGGACCCAUCGUAAGUACCGUUUUCUCGAAGAGAGCAGUUUUUUACUAA
Messenger RNA from Colletotrichum spaethianum, 2916 nucleotides. Its product is annotated as ER membrane protein complex subunit 1. The transcript has a single exon. Gene Ontology annotation, cellular component: EMC complex. Lineage: Eukaryota; Fungi; Ascomycota; Sordariomycetes; Glomerellales; Glomerellaceae. The coding region runs from base 1 to 2916 and encodes 971 amino acids. Gene Ontology annotation, biological process: protein folding in endoplasmic reticulum. The record is from RefSeq and is a predicted model, not a curated record.